AUGGUUCGUGUCACCGAGGAGCUGGCUCUGUCCGCCGAGCAGCUCACCCUCUACCACGCCGCCGACCCUCUCCUUGGACACCUGCCAGUCCUGAUCUUCCACGGCGCCUCUACCACUGCGAACUACACCCUCAACAGCUCCCGCGUCCAGAUCCACGUCUACAGCCCCGCUGGCUUCCAGUCCUUCCCGCGCCUGACAAUACAGCCCAACUCGCCCUUUUACGCCGUCGUCAAUCACCUGCCGCGCGAAUGGCAGGGCGACGAGGUCUACCGCGGCCUCGCCUUUGGCCUGUACAAGUACUUCCAGGAGCUGCCCGAGGUCGUCAAGAAUCACCUCAAGAACACAUACCCGACCACAAGGGGGCGCCGCCCGGGAAGUGGGCCGGCGCUCUUUGGCGAGCAGCAUGCCGCUGACCUCGCCAAGAACAUGAUCAAAAGUGAAAACACCGUCGAGGUCCUCGAGACAUUGCAGACCGCCCUGCAGACUCAGCACCUGAGCAAUGUCGACGUCGACUUUGUCCUGCCUCCCGGCUCGAUUGUGCCGCUGCAACCUGAGGAUUUGGACGAGACGCCGGAGGAUGACGAUGAAUUUCUGGACCCGACUCUGCGGCAAUAUGGAGGAUACACGCCGCUGGUGAAGCUGCUCGGGGAGCCUGUUUUCCUCCCCACGUCCAGAUUACGGAGGGCACCUUCCAAACCGACGUCGCUGAAUCGCAGCAAGUCCUUCUCCAAGGACCAAAAGGUGGACCUGAGAAUGAAGCUCGGGGAGCUGGUUGACACCGAGGAGAGAUACGUCCUGAAGCUGAACGAGCUGGUGAAGCACAUCGCCGACGACUUUAGACAAUCUGCGAGGCAGCGCGACCCAAGCAGCUUGAGCCCCUCCGAAGAAGAGCUUGAGAAACUUUUCCCCAAGUCGGCGGAUAGGAUAUUACAGGUCAACUCCGCCUUCAUGCAAGAGCUGCGCAAAAUCAUGGAUGAUACCGAGGAGGAGGCCGUCAGGGAUAUGGAGGUGACGACGGUUGCGCUGACAGGAUCCAGGCUGGGAUCACCAUCCAAGAUGAAGGAUCCCACAGGCGCCUUGGCGAUCGCGAGGGUAUUCCUCGAGUGGUUCCCCAAGUUCACAGACUGCUACCAGGAGUACAUUCGCGCCAGCCAGCAUUUCCCCACGCUUCUCAACUCGUUCCUGGAUCAGCAAUCGAGCUUUCGUCAACGGGUUCUUCAGACAGGCGAGCAGACUGUUCGAUCGAUUCUCAUUGAGCCCGUUCAGCGUCUUCCCCGAUACAGUCUGCUCAUCGACCAGAUCGUGAGCUGCCUUCCCAUGACACAUCCCGCGCUACAAUCGAUGCUCAGAGCUCGCGACAUUAUUACAAACAUUUGCUCAAUGGACGAGCCUACUCCAGAUAAGCCGCAAGUGACGAGUCGCCUGCGCAACAUGGUUGAGAGUUGGCCCCUUGACCUCGAGCCUCAAGGAAGACUCGUUCUCGCAGCCGACUUUGUCGAGCUCCCUUCGCCCUAUCGUGUGCUUGACCCUCCGGAGGCGGCAGAGCGUGCGGGCAUCUUUCUCUUGUUUUCAGAUUGUCUGGUCAUUCUGAAAAAGUUGGGACCUAAACCAAUGACUGGCAAAGACCUCUUGCGUGAAAUCGACAAGCCUUCAGCGGCUGGUCUUCUCCUGUCAAUGACAAAUGCUGCCGGUGGCCAGCCAACCUACGAGCUUGCAUUCACAGGCUGGCACAAUCUGGCAGAUGUGCGCUUCACUGAGUCGACAGAUGGCAAGCUCAUCUGGAUGACUUCAACCCAGGAGAUGAAGGGAGCGCAUGCGGGAGAGUGGGUGACGGGCACUGCAGUAACGUCACGAUGCUUCUUUCUCGAAGAGACUUUUACGAGAGCGUCGAAGUGGACGGAAGAUAUUGUGAAAGCCCGCGUGGAAGGUCGUUUUUCGGAAAGGGAGCGCGAGGACCCUUCUUGGACCCUCCGUUCUAUCAAAAUGUCGGACAACAACCUCGGUCUCUUCGCUGCCGUCUUCCAGGAGGGCGCCGAUCAACUCAUUGAUGGCCGAAGAGAGCCAGCGCCAAUCCGUAUCGUCAUUGACCACGAGAAGGGCACCAAGGGUGCACCGAUUGGACACUACGGCGUCGAAAUCACGGUCAACGUCAACAGCGGCGACCUGAAGAAGGUCAAGAUGGUGACUGCCGGCCUGAACGGCAGACAAUUCACAGACGAUGUGGCGUUGGAUGACUUCUUGCCGACUGUCACACGACGAGUGAUUCAAUUGCUAGGCUCGCAGUUCAGCGUAUCAAAUAUGCGACUGGCACCCGCGUUAGUCUCUUACUACACCAAGAUCCUGAAGGGCCUGCCGCUCAUGACGAGGGCAGAGAAGACGAGAUCGUUCCUCGCUUCUUCCCCGGUGAAGGGACUUUUCUCUAGCAUCUGGGGUGGGUCGACCAACACUGAACCACACAGCCCACCGAAGCACAGCAGAACACCCGUGACGAACGUGUUCCCUCCACCGGUUUCACAGGCAAACAGCGAGGCGGGAUCCAUAUAUGGCUCUGCCAGAGGCAAAGACGCGAUCAAGAUGGGUGGGGAUGACCGCCCCGAAAACCCUCUCGUACGAUUAGAGCAGACCUUUACAGGAUACGUCGCCAGCCUCCAGGCCCGUAAAGGUAGUAUCAUCGGGCGAAUGCUGCUGAACCGGUCCCUUGCCGAUGAACUAAUGGUCAACGAUCUCUACAACCGAUUGAUUGAGAGCCCAUUCGACCUCGACGCUUCUUCCGAAUUGGGCGCGGAUGUGAUCUUUGUUGCUUUUGAGAAGUUUAUCCGAAUCGCUUGGGGUGAGCAGAUGGGCCCGAUCAUGACGAAGCAGACACUGGAUACGUUGCUGGAGCGUAUGAACAGACAAGUACCAGGCAACUUUGCCGACUUUGUCAACUUUAUCUUCAAGGAAAUGGCGCCACAAAAUCAGAGGGCAUUCACAGCUUUGAUCAAGUUGCUCGCCGACUUGCUUGAUGGUUGUGGCAACGACGGCGAUAGGGGCAUCUUGACGGUAUCAUUUGCAGAGCUUCUGGUUUCGGACGGCACAGCGCAAGCCUACAUCAACCUGCUAGACCGCCUUGUCGAAGACUGCGACAGAAUUUUUGACGAUGCCGGUUUUGGCGUGAAUCUCACUGUCCAACAAGCAUUCGAGUCUAUGAACUCCCGCAGCGGUAAAUCGCACUCGGGGUCGUUGACUUCAAACACCUCUUCAAUCAGGCGCAAGUUUGGUUUCGACUCUUUGUUGCGGCAGAAUAGCAAGAACGACUCGGAGCGGCCAUCCGUCUGGCGCACUCUCAGCAAACACGGUCGGCACCCUGCCUCUGCAGAUGCAGCCUCGAGUUCUAGUCUGUCCAAGAUGACAUCGUCACGGGCAAGGUCCAUCGACUCGGGAACACAAUCCGGACCGAAUAAGCUGAGAAGACCCGGUUCUAGGGACAGACCACCGAUUGCUGGUGCUUUUGACGAGGUUCCUAGACCGAGCAGCUCACAGCGGCCCGACAUGCGCCUGGAGACGAUUGGAGAGCCCGAGGUUGAGUCAACGCCCCCUGUUAAGUCAUCAAAGAAGAAGCGGCGUAGCUCUCUGUCUGACCUGCGAAGUCUUAUGGAGGCGGCAACGAUCACGGACCCGAGAGAGAAGAUUGAGGAAGCAAUGAUGCCGCUGCGCAUCAACAAACAGACUUCAGAAAAGUUCAACUCGACGCCCCGGAUACCCUCGCCAUCUAGGAUACCGAUAAGCCCGACAUCCCAGAGCCUGCGGUCUCCUCGCAUGAUCUCACCGCGCCAAAAAGAGAACCCUACGUCGCCUGAAGCGCUCUUCUCGCCGCCAGCACCUCCAGCACCUCCAGCACCUCCAGAUCGCGAAAACACUCCCAGCCGCACGCCCAAGGGGCAUGCUAGAGGCCUGUCUACUUCCAACAUCCCGACCCUCAGACCCACACGGCCGAUUGGUCUAGUUUCACAGUCGACCGAUUCGGUCCCCCGACCGUCUACGAGUCCUGGCAAACCGCCAGGAAGCGGCAAGCUUCGCCUUCAGUCGCCGCAGAAGCUUCGGGAGCGUCUGCAGACGGAAAAGAAGGCGGUCGAGGACGUCGACGCAUCACUCCAGUCGGAGCUUUCCAAAAUUGCCGAAGAGAUGUCACGGGUCAACUCUGGUCUCGGCUCACGCACCAAUACGCUGGAUCUGCGCAAGCUGACGGCUUCGGUCAAGACACUCGAAGAACGCAUCCCGACGAUGAUGUCGGAGCUGACGGACCGACAGACGGCGAUCCAGCGCGACAUGGAGAGCACGCUGAGAGCAUCCGAGACCAAGGUCAAGAGCAUCGACCAGCUGUACAGAGAGUCGACGGCGGAGAACGAGCUCAUGUACGAGAAGUUCAACAGCGAGCUGGGCAAGAUUGUCAAGGCGCUCAAGGGCAAGGGCCGAGAAGACAAGGAAGAGCUCAUUCGAAGCUUACGCGAGCACACCGAGGAAACGGCAAGAGUGAAGAAGGAGAAUGCGCGAUUGAAGAGGGAGAUUAUCAGUCUGCGGACAGUCAUGAAGGGUGCCGACGCGUAA
Colletotrichum orchidophilum is the source of this 4587-nucleotide messenger RNA. RefSeq names its product RhoGEF domain-containing protein. Lineage: Eukaryota; Fungi; Ascomycota; Sordariomycetes; Glomerellales; Glomerellaceae. The coding region runs from base 1 to 4587 and encodes 1528 amino acids. Gene Ontology annotation, molecular function: guanyl-nucleotide exchange factor activity. The transcript is spliced from 2 exons. The record is from RefSeq and is a predicted model, not a curated record.